This is a messenger RNA of Asparagus officinalis (garden asparagus), 785 nucleotides long. Its product is annotated as tyrosine decarboxylase 1-like. Bases 105 to 680 code for a protein of 191 amino acids. The record is from RefSeq and is a predicted model, not a curated record. Lineage: Eukaryota; Viridiplantae; Streptophyta; Magnoliopsida; Asparagales; Asparagaceae. The transcript is spliced from 7 exons. Gene Ontology annotation, biological process: amino acid metabolic process. Gene Ontology annotation, molecular function: pyridoxal phosphate binding; carboxy-lyase activity.
GUCGGGAUUGUUUCGAGCUUGUCGGCGAUGCUUUGCCCUAGCUCGUGGGUGGCGGGAUCGAGAACAAGUCCCAAGGAGAUCCACGGGAAGAAUCAUUGAAGCCGAUGGAUGCAGAGAAACUGAGAGAGAACGCCCACAAGAUGGUGGAUUUCAUCGCUGAUUACUACAAGAGCUUAGAAUCUUAUCCUGUUCUCAGCCAAGUUAAGCCUGGUUAUUUAAGGGAACUGCUUCCUCAUUCAGCUCCUGAUCUUCCUGAAAGUCUCCAAGAUGUUCUUGAUGAUAUCCGUCAGAAGAUAAUACCAGGUAUAACGCAUUGUCAAAGUCCCAAUUAUUUUGCAUAUUAUCCCUCCAACAGUAGCACAGCUAGAUUCCUUGGCGAAAUGCUGAGUGCUGCCUUUAACAUUGUGGGUUUCAGUUGGGUGAGUUGUCCUGCUACAACAGAGUUAGAAGUGAUUGUUCUGGAUUGGCUUGCUAAAAUGCUGAAGCUACCAGAUCAAUUCCUUUCAUCUGUUGAUGCAGCAUGUGUUUUGCCGCAUUGCAGAAAGUAUCACAACUGGACCAUUCGGCCAAAUGGCUACUUUUGCUACUUAUUUUGGACUUGGACAGCAAAGGCACAGUUCAUGCUUACGCUCAGAAUGAUGAGGAAGAAGGUGAAGAAGGAGAAGAAGAGGCCUGAGUAAAUGUAUAAGGAAUGAGUUGAAGAAGCUUCUGCAGUGUCAUAGCCAUUGUAAAUAAUUUAUGUAAAAGUUUAUAAACAAUUUAUGUAUCUCUCUACUAUUUUGGUA